This is a messenger RNA of Prorocentrum cordatum, 2643 nucleotides long. Lineage: Eukaryota; Dinophyceae; Prorocentrales; Prorocentraceae. The record is from the annotation of a GenBank genome assembly.
AUGCCGGUCAAGAGGCACAUCAAGCCAGGCCGCGUCGAGCCGAGCAGCGACGGCAGAGCAAUCGUCGUGCACUUCACCACUGUGACCACGCAGCUGGACGAAGACGGCUCUCCCGGGAGCGUCGAGAAGGCGCCUGGCAGCCUGGAGAUCCCGGUGGCCGACUCCCUCGAGGGCAUCGGCCCCGAGGGUGUCCCUGCCCUCGCGCGGGAGAUCGUGGAGCGCUGCAAGUACAUCCCCGCGACCAAGACGCAGCAGGUGGAGCAGCUGCUCGAGAAGCUGCGCGCCGCGGCGCCCGGAGGCUCGGUGCGGCACCACCAUGUGCCUCCCCCGGACACGGAGGCCGCCUCCGACACCGGCUCGCGGCGGCCGCACCGGUCGGUGCCCUCGUCCCAGUGCUCGCCCACCACACCGCGGGUGCCGAAGGCGGACCGCCACGACACGCGGCCCGGGGACGCGGGCGAGCGCCCUCCUGGGCGCGGCGACGGCAACCGCACCGGCGCCCUCCUCGCCCCGCCCGGUGGGCCGUCGGAGCCCGCCGACGCGGCGGGCAAGAGCACCCAGAGCAGCAGGAGCAGCCAGCGCCCCAAGCCCGGGCGCGCGCGGGGCCGCCUCGUCGACAUCCUGCCCCGCGCCAGCAUCGGCGAGAUGGACGAGUACGCGGAGGACCUGUACGAGGAGUCCACCGACCUCAAGGCCGCCGCCGCCCGGCGGCUGCUGCGGCUGUGCCUGGAGCCCUCCGAGCUGAGCGCCGUGGCGGAGAACAGCUCCGUGCUCGGGGCCCUGAGCCGCGAGCUGCGCGAGAACGCGAAGCGCAGCCACGAGCUCGCUGCCGCCAUCACCGGCGUCUUCCUCUGCCUGGCGCACUUCACCCACUUCCACAGGAGCCUGGCGCACCACCAGGUGCCCGAGGCGUCGCUGCGGGUGCUCGAGUACGAGGCCAAGCGGCGGCUGGCGCUCCAGAAGGAGCACCGGCAGGCACAGAAGCAGGUCGCCGACCGGGGGGACGGCGCCGGGCCGGAGGCCUCGAAGGCCCUCCGGCGAGAGGAGAAGUGGCACCAGGACGUCAUGGAGCGCCUGGACCGGGUCACGCUGCUGUGCUUGCUGCUGCUGCGCGACCUGUGCCAGGACACCCGUGUGGAGGCCAGCCUGGUCCGGCAGAACCUCUGCAGGCUCCUCCCGCCGCUGCUGGCGCGGCCCGGGGAGGAGCUGCUCCUUGCGACCCUGGGCUUCCUGCACAAGCUCUGCGUCUGCGAGCCGAACAAGGACACCCUGCUCCAGAGCUCCGACGCCCUGGCGCACCUCGCCGAGCUCACCGCCCACUCGAGCGCCACGGUCGCGUCCCUCGCGCUCCGCCUGUGCUACAACCUCGCCUUCGACCCGCUGGGGAGGGAGAAGCUCGCCGCGCAGACCGCGCUGCUGGGCAAGCUCCCCGCCGUGGCUCAGCAGCCGGCCACGAGGAAGGGCGCCGUGAGGCUGCUGUACAACCUCUCGGUGGACCGGCAGCUCCGGGGCCUCUUCGCGAGCAGGCACGAGGGCUGCAUCGUCCUGGCCAUGCAGAUGCUGGACCAGCGGCAGCAGGCGGCGCACGGCGCGCGUGCGGGAGCAUCCCCGGAGCCUCGGGCAUCUCCAGAGCGCUUGGGAGGACGGCCGUCCCGGUCGGCGCUCGAGGCGGUCGCAUUGUGCGUGAACCUCGCAGCAGACCCGGCCUGCGCGGCCCGCAUGCUCGAGGAGCGCGAGCUGUUCUCGAAGGUCGCCCACCGGGCCAUCCGCGACGCGGACGCCGUCCAGCUCAAGGUCGUCCGCAACGCCGCCGCCCACGCGGCGAGCCGCCCCAAGUUCCUCGGAGUCAUGUCCGAGGGCCCGCACGGGGACCCCGGCUGGCUCACCGGGCUGCUGCGCCUGGCGGAGAGCUGCAACGACAACCUGGACGUGCUCGUGGAGGUGCUGGGCAUCUUCGCCGCCCUGGACUGCGCGAGCCCUGCCGUGCCCUGGCCCGAGCUGUGCGCCGCCGGGCUGCUGGACCUGCUGCACCGGCACCUCACGCUCGGCUUCACGGAGGGCGACGUGCUCCUGGAGGUGGUGCAGAUCGCGGGCGCCCUUGCCGCGGACCCGGCGUGCGCCGCGGCGCUCGCGGGCUCGCGGGUGCCGCAGGACGUGCCCGCCCUGCUGCUGGAGCAGGGCCGGGACGCGGACCUGAUGGUGCAGCUGCUGUUCGCACUGAGGUGCCUGCUGCUGCGCGACGAGUGCUGCGACCUCGUCCUCCGCGGGCCCGUGGCCGCGGCGAAGGCGGCCAUGGACGCGGCCCGCAUCGCCCGGCAGGGCCUCCAGCCGCAGGCGGCGCAGGCCGUACAGGUCGCCGCCGACGGCGUGCUCGAGCUGAUCCUGGCGCGCGAGUCGGAGGGCGGCCGGGAGAAGCAAUGGACGAACCGCAUCCGGGAGUUCCGCUUCGAGGCGCACAACGAGCCCUGGUGCCAGCGGCUGCGCGGCGGUGCCCCGGACGCCGCGCCCCCCGCGGGGAGGGCGCCGCACGCCUCCCCCCGGAAGGCCUCCCCCCGGAAGAGCGCCGCGGCCCGCUCGGGCGCCGCCUGGGCGGGCGCCGGGAGCCUCGCGGAGCGCGUCUGGCAGGCCGCGGACGCGGCGGAG